Schizophyllum commune H4-8 is the source of this 501-nucleotide messenger RNA. RefSeq names its product Non-catalytic module family EXPN protein. The record is from RefSeq and is a predicted model, not a curated record. Lineage: Eukaryota; Fungi; Basidiomycota; Agaricomycetes; Agaricales; Schizophyllaceae. The transcript has 4 exons. The coding region runs from base 1 to 501 and encodes 166 amino acids.
AUGCAGUUCACUCUUUCCUCUGCCAUCGCCCUCGUUCUCGCCGGCGCCGUUACCGCGAUGCCCAUCGUCGAGACCAACAACAGCACCUCCCUCCUCGACGAGCGCGCUGCCAACCUCAUCACCGGCGGCCCCUACGAGGCCACGAUGACCUACUACGCCCCGAACGGCGGGUACGGCGCGUGCGGGACGCCGAUCGCGAACACGGACUUUGCGAUCGCGAUGAAGCAGUCUCUGUUUGAGAGCUACAACACCGAGCACCCCGGCAAUCAGAACCUCAACCCGCUUUGCGGCACGCCCGUCCGCAUCACCUCACUCGAAACCCCCAACGCGCAGGGCGUCGUCGCCUACAUCCGCGACUCCUGCCCGGGCUGCCAGGGCGACAAGGGCAUCGACGCGACGCCCGCGCUCUGCACGGCGGUGACCGGACAGGCGGACUGCAUGCUCCAGGGCACGUUCCGCGUGAAGUGGAAGUUUGGGCCCAACCCGGCGCCGGAUUAUUAG